AUGAGGCGUUUCUACGCUUUUGCAGCUGUCGCCGCACAGCUGGUCGACAUCGGGUUCGCUCAAACAGCCUGCACGGUGACGUUAACUCCAUCUUCCACCCCAGUUGCAGCAGACGGUUACAAUGUGAGGGUAAUCGCGCAGGGCCUCCGACGGCCCCGAUCGCUCCAGUUUGAUCGCGAGGGCAACCUACUUGUCGUGCAGUCGUCUGCCGGGAUUUGGAACUUUCGCCUCAGAGAUCACGGCGGCACUUGCUUGGAGGUUGAAGACGGAGUCGACUUGAUAGAUGAUUCUGUGAAGACGCGCUUGAAUCAUGGGAUAGCUUUGUCCCCAGACGAAGGGAAGCUUUAUGCAUCUGACCGCGGAACGGUGUAUGCUUGGGACUACGAUGCGGUUGCAAGGAGAGUUGCUUCGAGUGAGCCGGAGGUGAUCAUAAGGGGGCUGGAUAACUCUGGUCACUCGACGCGAACCUUGCAUUAUUCGUCGGGUUUGGGUGAUUAUCUAGUGGUGGUUAGGGGUAGUGCAGGAAACAUUGACCUUGAGUGUGGAGAUAUUUCCACUGGGCACUGCCAAAUGAAAGCCUUUGACAUGCAGCAAAUACCCAGGGGAGGCUACAAUUUCACGGCUGAUGGAAUUCGGCUCGGCUGGGGAAUGAGGAAUUCUGUGGGCAUUGCGGAACAUCCUGGAACACAUGGUAUCUGGACGGUCGAGAACACCAUCGAUAACAUCAUGCGUCAAGGGGUUGAUAUACAUGAUGAUAACCCUGGGGAAGAACUGAACUUCCACGGAACAGUCAAUUCCACCACAGGCCUGAAUUAUGGCUAUCCUUAUUGCAGUGCUGCUUGGGAUGUCGAGUCUAUUCCGAAUAACACCAACUUCGAAGUCGGCACCGAGUUUGCGCUUGAUAUCGAAGACGGUGGCAGAACAGACGAUUAUUGCGCUGGGAUUCAAGCACCAAGAUUGACCUUUGAGGGCCACACCGCUCCCUUGGAUAUCAAGUUCAAUGGAUCAUCGGAAGCGUUCAUUUCCUUCCAUGGAAGCUGGAACCGCGAUGACCCCAUUGGCUACAGGAUUGCAAGAGUUCCGUUUGAGGACGGAGAGCCAAUGGCUUCCCGAACCGAUAGGCAGGCUGCAAUCAGUGUAGUCACAAAUGAGGACAUCAGCAGAUGCCCUGGUGACUGUUUUAGGCCUGUCGGUAUGGCCUUUGAUCGAGUAGGGCGGCUUUUUUUCGUCUCCGACUCCACAGGAGAAAUAUAUGUCGUCGAAAAAGCACAAGGAUCAGGCCCCGAUGCACCACCUGAUGCGCCACCGAACUCACCACCUGGGGAAGGCAAGGCUGCCUCUAUCAAGGUUGGUAUUUUGAAUUUGGUAUCGGCUGCCUUGCUUUUGUGGUAUGUGAUUUAA
Messenger RNA from Uncinocarpus reesii 1704, 1401 nucleotides. RefSeq lists its product as uncharacterized. The record is from RefSeq and is a predicted model, not a curated record. Lineage: Eukaryota; Fungi; Ascomycota; Eurotiomycetes; Onygenales; Onygenaceae. The transcript has 2 exons. The coding region runs from base 1 to 1401 and encodes 466 amino acids.